Molecule: messenger RNA, 906 nt
Organism: Penicillium egyptiacum
Lineage: Eukaryota; Fungi; Ascomycota; Eurotiomycetes; Eurotiales; Aspergillaceae
Source: the annotation of a GenBank genome assembly
AUGCGAGUCCAAUUACUUCAGGUCGCCCUGCUAUUUACGGCUGUCUAUGGCCAGAUCAGUUCUCAGAUCACAACAUAUGACCUGAGUUUCGAUGGCGCAGCUGCCGUGAGCCUGCUUUGGGGCUUAGACGCUGAGCCGACUUCAACUUAUAACUUUUAUCUUUGCGCCGGUGACGAGACGACAGGUUCAUAUGACACUCUAUCGCAAGUCAUCAGCAAUGGUGCUUAUGCUCCUGGUGACACGGUGUCAUUUCAAGUCGACCAAAACGUCGGUGGAAAUGAACCCAAUGCAUACUUCCUCAAGAUAGUUUUGUCAGGCCCUCAUGAUUACUGGUCCGGGUUCACGUCCCAUUUCACUUUGACCAACAUGAAAGGUACCUUCUCGACCAAAGUAAUGAAUGCGAUCAAGACAAUGCAGCCGAUUCCCGCCGUCGCUAUUCCCUGGCCUGCGGGUGAAGACGACGAUCGACUCAUUGAGGCAGAUCUCAUUUCAACUUUCAACAUCUCGAGUCUCACCAAGAGUUCCUCAACUGAAACGGCCUUGCAGUUCCCAAUCCCAACCGUCAAAGGCCAAGCCGAGCACAAUGAACUGCGCAAGCGACAGGUGGCUGCUGUCGCCGGCGUUGGCGCUGGUGCCGUUGCUGCAAUUGACCAGCAUACUGUCCCAUACGGCGAGCAGACUGGCUCGAUCAAAUAUGCCCCAAUGCCAAAGAGCGCUGGGACUACUGUCGCAAGCAGAUCGGCCACUCCUCAAUAUCCGCCUUUCCCGUUCUCCAUUGCGACUAGCUACCUAGGUGCGCCAACCGUCCAGUAUACGGAUACAGCAUUUGCGACAUGGACGGCGAACACCAUCGAGAACACGGUGAGUCUGAUUCUUGAAUGCUUGUCAGUUGGAAUUGAAAUCUGA